AUGUCAUCUACUCCAUCCCUCGCCGACUUCGUCUCCGCCCUCGACAAGCUCGAAGUGCGUGGAAAGAACUGGGUCUCCUUCAAGCGCCGAUUCACCAUCGCUGUGCGCCAGAAGGAGGUCUGGGACCACUUCGAUGGCUCAGCCACGCGCCCGUCUCCUGCCGUCGCUGAUGCACCGACCGCCGACGAGGAGAAGGAGCUCAAGGCCUGGACGAAAGCCGAGAACACCGCCCUCUACCUGCUCUCGCUGAAGACUCCCGAAGCGAUCUUCUCGAAGUACGAGGAUCGCGAGACGGUCGCACUCAUGUGGGCCGCUAUCAGCGACGAGUUCACGAAGAAGUCGCUCCUCUAUCGCACGACCCUC
Messenger RNA from Trametes versicolor FP-101664 SS1, 363 nucleotides. RefSeq lists its product as uncharacterized. The annotation marks the transcript as partial. The transcript has a single exon. The record is from RefSeq and is a predicted model, not a curated record. Lineage: Eukaryota; Fungi; Basidiomycota; Agaricomycetes; Polyporales; Polyporaceae.